AUGGGAGACGACACCACCGUCAACGUCGCCGAGUACCUGUACACGCGCCUGCGACAACUCGGAUGUCACGCCCUGCAUGGCUUGCCGGGGGAUUUCAGUCUCCGGUCGUUGGAUUUCGUCGAGUCUUGCGGGUUGAAGUGGGUGGGGAAUGCGAAUGAGUUGAAUGCUGGUAAGUAGUAAGGAAAGAGAAGGAAACCUUAACUUCCACGGUGCGUAGUAGAGGGGAAUGCUGAUUGGGAUUUGCUAGGCUACGCGGCGGAUGCAUAUGCCCGCAUCAACGGGAUUGGAGCCAUUGCCACGACGUUUGGCGUGGGAGAGCUCUCGGCUGUGAAUGCGAUUGCGGGCUCGUACGCCGAGUUGGCGCCCGUGGUGCACAUUGUCGGCACGCCGCCGUUGUCGAGUCGGAAGGAUGGCAUGUUGCUGCACCACACGGUAAGACUAUGCAUACUCCUAUACCUCCCUCGACCUGCAUAUCACAUGCUAAUCCCCAGAAUUUCCUUCAGCUCGGCAACGGCGACUUCACCGUCUUCGCCCGCAUCGCCAAGGAAAUCACCUGCGCCCAGGCCGACCUGCUCGAUCCCGCCACCGCUCCGGCGGAAAUCGACCGCGUGCUGCGGACGUGUAUGAUCGCACUGAGACCCGCUUAUAUCCAGUUGCCGACGGAUAUGGUGGAACAGCGGGUUCCCGCACGACUGCUGAGCACGCCCAUCGAUGUCCAGCCGCUGGCGAGUGAUCGGGGGACGGAGGAGUUCGCGCUGCAGGUGAUUUUGAAGAGUCUGUAUGAUGCGAAGCGGCCUGUCUUGCUUAUCGAUGGCGCGGCGCAGAGGAGACGGGUUAGCCAGCCCCCAUCAACGCCAUACCGGUGAAGAAAGAGAGACAUCAUAGCUGACACAUUUUCCGGCAUAGAUCCUGCCUGAGGUCCAGGCCCUCGUCCGCAAAUCCGAAAUCCCCGUCUUCGUCGCACCCAUGGGCAAGGGCUCCAUCGACGAAGAUCUCCCCAACUUUGUCGGCGUCUAUGCGGGUGAGGGAUCCCAGCCUGCCGUGGCUCGCGCGCUGGAGAGCAGCGAUCUGGUCAUCACCAUCGGAACCAUCCAGUCCGACCUCAACACCGCCGGGUUCUCCUAUCAGAUCUCCAAGCUCAAUCGUAUCGAUAUCCACUGGGACCAUGUGGAAGCCAAGUAUGCCAAGUUCGAGCAGGUGUACUUCAAGUCCCUCGUGCAUCGGCUGACGCAGGAACUCGAACCGCGCAAACUGCAGCCUUCCGCUACACAGAUCCCGGAAACGGCUCUUUCGCCUUCGGAGAUCAACGUCAGGACCGCGUUCGAUUCCGAAGACAUCACCCACGGCUACCUCUGGCCUCGCAUCUCCUCCUUCCUCCGACAGGGGGACAUUCUCGUCACGGAAGCCGGGACGUCCUUCGUCGGUCACUGGGAAACCAAACUCCCCAAGAACGUCACCAUCAUCAACCAGAUCCUCUGGUCCAGCAUCGGCUACGGCGUCGGCGCGGCGCAGGGCGCCGCGCUGACCGCCCGGGAGAAGGGCACCGGACAACGCGUCAUCUGCUUCGAAGGCGAUGGCUCUUUCCAGCUCACGGCCCAAGAGCUCUCGACCAUGAUCCGUCACGACUUGGACGUUACCAUGUUUGUCAUUGAGAAUGACGGCUAUGAGAUUGAGAGAUGGUAAGUUUCGGUGUUGAAUAAAAUAUCCUCCCUGCUUUGCGACGACUUCUCCUCUCUAAUCAAAGGGUUGUUGUUUUUUUAUCUAGGGUCCACGGCCCCAACGAGUCCUACAACGACAUCCCGCAAUGGCGCUACGCGCAGCUCCCGCACGUCUUCAAUCCGGAAAAUUCCCAGCAUCGCGUCCGGUCUUGGCGCAUCCGCACGCGCUCCGAGCUCGAGGCCUUGCUCGGCGAUGAGGCUUUCGCUGAGGGCAAGGGUUUGCAGGUUAGUGGAAUUCUUUUUCCCUUAGGCGGGUAUGGCUCUGGAGGGAGUGGCUGCUGACAUGGAUGGGACUCUGCAGUUUGUCGAAAUGCAUAUGCCCCGUGGGGAUGCGCCCAAGACACUUUGCGAUUUCGCUAGGAGGCUGAAUAGGAAGAGCGACGUUGCGCAGUAG
Molecule: messenger RNA, 2112 nt
Organism: Lecanosticta acicola
Lineage: Eukaryota; Fungi; Ascomycota; Dothideomycetes; Mycosphaerellales; Mycosphaerellaceae
Source: the annotation of a GenBank genome assembly